Cucurbitaria berberidis CBS 394.84 is the source of this 853-nucleotide messenger RNA. RefSeq lists its product as uncharacterized. Lineage: Eukaryota; Fungi; Ascomycota; Dothideomycetes; Pleosporales; Cucurbitariaceae. The transcript has a single exon. The coding region runs from base 212 to 853 and encodes 213 amino acids. The record is from RefSeq and is a predicted model, not a curated record.
GGACGAUAUUGCAUGCUCUAUAGCAACUAUUUGCGCAAACGACUGUACAGAUGACCGUUCAGCAAUCGCCUCCGUGUAUUGUUCCUAAACCCCUCUAUAUUCCAGGUACUUUCUGUAAACGGCGAAAGGUAUAAAAUGCUCAACAGCUAAUGUUAUCUCGCCCCCUUUCAUACAACCUCCUACGUUUUCCUCUUGCUACUACCUCUGUACUAUGCCGAUCCUGCCUAACCCUCCAGGAUUCCAGCGCAUCGACAUACCGUGGAGCCACAGACCAGCCGAAUAUGUUCGCGAGCCUGGAGUACCCCGGGGUUGGUACCAAGACGGUCGAAAACUCCACCAUGUGAAAGCAUCGAAGGCCUUCAUCUGGCCAAAGGACGGAAAGAACGGCUCUACCUGGGGGCGCAUGAAAGACAUAUUGAAGAACAGGGGCCCCGAUAUCCAUGUCGCUUUCGCUGCCAAUAAAGCAGACUGUGUGUCCAACCGUCCGCCGCGAGCCCAAUGGUCACGGCAUACGAAUCUAGAUGACCGCGAUCUAAGGUUCGGAUUCAACUCGCAGAAGUUUGCUCCUUGGACCAAUAGCCGCGGGCUCGGUGGACGAAUGCCUGGCAUGAGCUACGACUUCCGAACUCGGAAAUAUGGCCCGCCGUACUCGCGUAUGUGGACCGACGCCGUUUGGCAGCAGGAGCCGUAUAAGAACCGAAAGUGGAAUACCUAUCCCGAAGCUGUACGAAUGUGGGAUGGGAGUUGGUUGCAAGACAGGCAGUACAUGCCACAAUCUCUGAAUGGCCCUACCCAUAACGAGUAUGGCCGCGGAAUAGACGGGUUUCACCUUCCCUAUGGGCCUUUGAUAUGA